Molecule: messenger RNA, 3570 nt
Organism: Maylandia zebra (zebra mbuna)
Lineage: Eukaryota; Metazoa; Chordata; Actinopteri; Cichliformes; Cichlidae
Source: RefSeq, a predicted model, not a curated record
UACGUCACCUUAUGUUCCUCCUUCUUCUUGAAGUAUGAGUUCACCCCAGCCAUUUCCAUCUUCCUAAUUUUGACCUUCUGCAUUUCUCUGCUUAACACCAUACCUAUCUAACACCUCCUCAUUAUCUCUCUUUCCUUCACCUACAUGGCUACUGAAGUCUGCUCCAAUCAACACUCUCUACCACUUUAUCAAACUAACUGCAGAAUUCCUCUUUCUCUUCUAACUGACAUCCAACCUUCAACCUGGUCUCCUGCACACAUAGUAAAUCUACCUUCCUUCUCUCCAUUCAUAUCAGCCAGCUCUCUCCCUUUGCCAGUCAUAGUACCUCCACGCUCCUGCCUGUCCUUCUCUUUGACUCCUAACACGCUUCUCCCCUUUCCUCUUCCUUUGUCUUCGAAUAGUAGCACAGUUUCCAUCGGCUCUCUGUUGGCCAAUAGCACAGGAGGCAGUAAUUGUUAACCCAGGUACCGACUGAUCCGAUAUGGAAAUACACCAGAUGCCAUUCCUGUAACAGCCCUCUCUGUUUAUCUGGGCUUCGGAGUACACUCCCAACUCCACCCCCCAUACACUAUCAUUCAAAAAUUUGGACACCUUUUGACUUAAUGUUUGUCUGUUUUUUACUACUUUCUACAUUGUACAUACAAACUGAAGACAUGAAAUAUAUGAAGCAAUAUAUAUGGAAUUAUAUAUCAAAGAGAUAGCUGAUGUAUAACGCUAAAUGUUUUAUAUUUUAGAUUCCACCCUUUGCUUUGUUGACAACGCUGCAAACCUUUGGCCUUCUCUCAGUGAGCUUCAUGAUGUAGUCAUCUGAAAUGGUUUCACCUCACAGGUGUGCCUUGUCAGGGUUCAUUUGUGGAAUUUCUUUCUGUCUUUAUGGGGUUGGGACCACAAGUUGUGUUGUCCAGAAGUCAGGUUGGUGCACAGCUGACAGCCCUAUUUGACUACUGUUAAAAUUCAUAUUAUGGCAACAACCAAUCAGUUAAGUAAAGAGAAACUACAGUCCAUCAUUACUUUAAAAACUGAAGGUCAGUCAAUCUGGAAAAAUGCUAAAACUUUGAAUGUGUCCCCCAAGUGCAGUCGCACAAAACAUCAAGCACUACGACAAAACUGUCUCACAUGAGGCCCGCCCCAGGAAAGGAAGAGCAAGAGUCCCCUCUGCUGCUGAGGAUACAUUUAUCACCAGAAUCACAAGGAAUGGACAUCUGACCAGUGGACAUCUGUGCUUUGGUCUGAUGAGUCCAAAUUUGAGAACUUUGGUAGUAAUCAAAUCAAAGAGUGGCUACUUCGAAGAAUCUAAAAUAUAAAACAAAAUUUGAUCAUCAUUAAUGAAACUUUGAAAUAUCUGGCUUUUCCGUCAGAGCAGAUGAAAUACAUAUUUUGCAUUAAAUUGAAUCAUUUGGCCUCCAGAAGGGCUCACCCUGAGUCCAUUGUCUUACUUCAUUGUGAAGUUAUGAUAAAUAGCCUGAUAAAUAGCCUGAUAACAUAGCGAGUACUGAGGAUGAGUUUAUGGUGAUUUAAAAUGUGCCUCAAGGAUGAGAAGUGCAGAAUAUUGUGCUACACUCUGCUCCCAACUUCACUGAUGCCCUGCACCUCCCCCAUACCCCAAUAGCUGCUGCAGUGGGGGAGGGGCAGGCCAGUAUUUUCAGCACUUUGGCUGUUCUGAAGGCAAAAGAGAGUCCAAACCAGGACUAGCAAGGUGUGCCUAAUGCAGUGACCGUUUAGAGUGUGUGUAAAAAAUCAAAAGAAAUAUAUAUAUAUUUAAAAUAGAUAUGGUAAUGGUUCUUAGUUCUUUUUGACUACUGAUAAGCAUUAAGUCAAUUUAGACUGUAAGGCUAAAUGUUACUUUAGAUUAAUUUUAUUAUGCUGUUUCAUUAUGUGUUUAAACUGUAGUAAAAGCAAUGUCAGGCUUCCUUUAUUUUAUAUAAUGUACAAUGUAAAUCAGGUUUCAGAGUGAGAGCUGAGAAGUAGAGAAUACUUUGGCUCUCUGCAAUUCCUCUUUAAGAUAUCAUGACCCAUCAGUGACCCGCCCCUCCCCCCGCGCACCUGCACUGCGCUCUCAAACUUUUGCAGGGCAUUGCUUGCAUCUCAAUCAUUCAGUCAACGGACGGAGAAGCUGCAUAAUUAAACUGGUGAUUGCAAGAUUUAAAUCAAAGUUUCGGCAGGUUGAAAAAGCCAUGGCAGCAAGCCAAACACAGGAGGAGAGUGAUUGCUCUGAGCUGGAUUUCUCCAUUUGUUCAGGCUCUGAAUACGUGCCAAGUCAAAUUUCAGACUUAAGUGAUGAGGACAACCACAGUCUACAAAGUGUAAUUUCCCCAGCUCCCAGCCCUCCAGCUAGUCAAAGAGACCCAGGCAGACUGAAGGAACAAGACACAGAGGUGGAUGAAAACAAUAAUGUGGUCUUCGCAAGCAGUGAUGAUGGCUGUUCUGAUAGUGGUGUCACAGGUGAAAGUCCCAUAGCAGCUACUCAGAGUGAUCCUCAGGGAAAUGAGGAGGAGGAGAAAGGAGGAGGCAGUGAGAUGGAUGAAGGUCAGAUUUUCCAGAUUUAUUCAAUAGAAAGGAAAAAAAUCAGUGAAUUAGGACGAUGUGGCACAUUAAUUUAUUUAUUUUUUUAUUUUUUUAAAGACGAUAGUUCUCAGCAUUUCGCAGAUGUAAAUGAAGAGACCAAAGAAGUAACACUCGCCGUGAGGAAAAGGGGAAAAACCAAAGUGGCCAAAGCAAAGGAGAUCCCCCGUGCGAAGGUCAAGAAGCCAUGGAGUGAAGCAGAGAAGACGGCAGUGCAAAGACGGCUGGGAAAAUUUGUCGCAGAGCGUAAAGUUCCAAAAAAAGAACACUGCAUGAAAUGCUUAGAAGCGGAAAAAGACCUAGCUAAUCGCUCAUGGAAAGAUGUUAAAAACUUUGUGUACAACACGAUUGUCACUCUGAAUCGAAGGUCUGCUUGUAAAAAACUCUUCUAAAAUAAGUUUACCUUGAUAAUGUUAAGACAUUAUUUAAGAUUUAAUUUUGUCUUCUCAUGCUUGGUUUGUGACUGACUUGACGGCUUUGGUAGCAACUGCGAGUCUGAUUGUAAUUUGAUUGGCUUUAUGUUUUGGAGUGGUGAACUGUGAGGGCGAUGAAAAUACCUUUACCUGGUGUCUUUUGAGGUAACCCGUUUUGGAUUUUAAGUUCUAGGUUUUUGCCCAGGAUGUUUUUGGUUCAUUUAUUUUAUAAUCUGUUAAAGUACAUUAGGCAUCUAAGUUGUUCACCUUCUUAAUGGCUUAAUGGUUAGAACACAUCCUAAAGUGUCCACCUUUGCUCAGUGCUGAUGUUCAUUGGCGAAAAGUUUAAUUUUGGUUUUAAUUAUGUAGGAAGCAGGAAGGUCAUACUGGUACAGUUGUAGCCAUCCUAAGCUUUACUGAUUUUUCUUUUUGGCAAAAGUCAAAACAAACUGAUCAAAGUUAUUGAUCACUAUUUUAGUUGUAAGUCAUUAGACUUAAUAGUUGUCUUCAUUGUUAUAAUAGCAAUUAUUAUUCCUCUGGAAGGAUGUUACAUUGUGAAAUAAACUGAAUUUGCUCUUGUUGCAGCAUUGUGGGA